Pomacea canaliculata is the source of this 3313-nucleotide messenger RNA. RefSeq lists its product as uncharacterized. The coding region runs from base 632 to 2056 and encodes 474 amino acids. Lineage: Eukaryota; Metazoa; Mollusca; Gastropoda; Architaenioglossa; Ampullariidae. The record is from RefSeq and is a predicted model, not a curated record. The transcript has 7 exons.
GGGGAGUGGGGUAGGGAGGACAAACUUCAUGCUGACAGUGAACAAUGUUCCAUUCUUGCCUCCUCAGUCUGAGGGGGGCAGCUUUGCCCCUGGCCCUCCACUCCCGGUUCUUACACUACUGUAAAUGCAUACCCACCAUUCCUGCGUGCCCACCCCAGCUUGUCCCUACCCCAAUAUAGCACUCGACGGGCCAGUUACGUCACUGUGCCGCCCUGUCACCAGUGCGCAUGUCAGUUUUCAGGAAACGACAGGACAAACCUCUUCGCGGAGCUGGAGGGUGAAUGAAGUAAACACAGCGUUGUGCCAAGAUUACUGUGUAUCUAAUAAUGGCUGCCACAUCAAGACAAGAGAGCGAUACAGAAGAAGAUAUAAUGAAAGUUGUUCCAGCAAAGUACAUCACGACAGACUGCAGGAGGAAAAUGUCUGUUGUCUUGGAUGGACGUUGUGAUUUAGAAGAUCGAGACUACCGCUACUUUGCAGAGAGAAAUGGCUUGUUGCCUGAAAUAUGGCAGUGGCUAGAUGCCCAGAAGAUAGAAGGGGACACCAGCUCAUUCUGCAAAGUGCUAAAGUAUCUUAUAGAUGAGCAUGGUAAUUCCUUCACAGUGUUUCAUGUUUAUGACACUUUCGUGUCAUGGGAAGUGCAGCCAGAGAAGUCCUGUGGAAAGCUUGGCCAGAUAUAAAGAGGGCUUACUUUGCUGUGGAAAGCAGACCUGGUCAGGAGAAUACAGAAGCUUUUAGGUGCCAAUGUAUAAAAUGUGCACCAAGUAAUGAAAGUGUGUAUCCCAGCUCAGCACACACUGAGUACUCAAUCACAGUAGAGCACGUAGAAGCAGCUCAUGACAGUAAUCUCAAGGUCAGUAAUCCAUCUCCCUUUGGCAGCAAGGAUCUUUCCAUGGACACUAAGGGAGAAAAAAUCUACAACAGCCUUAGUCUUGUGGAGGAGAAGUCAAAACCACACAUGGGUUCUUUAUCAAAAACAAAGAUGUCUAUUGGUCUCCCCUUGAAUAUUGAACAAAAGAAGCAAAUGAGUCAUAGUGCAUUCCAGAGUCAUGUCACCCCUGCUUGUUCUUUGUGGCCAGGAAGAGCAUACGAACAGCCAAAUAUUAAACAACCUUUUCAAAGCUACCAAUAUGCACUUUGUGGAAACAGCAUUGCAAGUAUGCCUAUUUGUUAUCAUCCAGCAUCUGCUAUCACUUGUUACCAUGGGAUUGAAGAACAACUGCACCAGUUUGUGUAUGACCCACCUAGUUAUCGACCACCAAGCUUGACUCAAGAGAGAGUAUUCAGUUCAGGAUUACCGUGGGAUGGAAUUUAUCACAACACAGAGGUUAAAACUCUAAACAGUAACACAGAGGAUUCUAGACAUCAAAGUGUCUCCAAGACACAGAGGAAACAGAACAGUAGCCAGAGGUUGCAGUCUUUUCAAGAAGGAAAGAUCACCCCUGGAUCAUUGCAGGCAUCGUCACAUCAAAGACAUAAUUCUAAUGAUGGACGACUUGCACCAGAUGCUGCAGAGCACUUUGUUCUUAUAAUAAGUGGAGAUACAGACCAGAAGGCAGCAAGCUGUAGCCAAGUUCAACACUUCUGUCAAGUACUUAAGGAUUUUUUGGUGCCUCAUGUAGCCAUUGUGCCAACAAUGGAAUGUCCAGUCUUCUGGCUAACAGAUAAACAGAAAAAAGAACUUAUUCUUCCCAACCAGACAAGAGCUGCUUUCUUGAAAAACUGCUAUAAAAAGGCCAAAAAGAUUGUGAUUGCUGUGUCACCCAACUUUGUGAGAUACUCAGAUUCGAACAGCAGUGGCAACACACCUGCAAAUGAAAAAUGGCAACCAUUUAUUCAGUGGAUGUUUAAGGAAAUGUAUGCCGAACAUGUGGAUGAGAGGCGCAAAACACACCGCCUGUGGCCUGUACUGCUUACCACAAUGGACACAGAUCGUCAACAUAUCCCUUGGUUCUUGUCGCAGGUGCUAUACUACUAUUUUCCCAAGAAGCAAGGCUCAGAAGAUGUGGCAGAACUAUUGCAAACAGAAGUCCGUACACAUUCAUCAGAGGAGUAAAUCAUAAACAUAACCUUGAUCAAAUGUUAAUGGCAUUCAGGGGAACUAAAGAAAAAAGAAAUACCUAUUCUUGAAGUAUUUGAUGACUAGAGAGAGAAAGGUAGCAUGGGCUGUGAGAGCUGGGACUGGAAGUGUGGGGUGAUGGGCGUGAAAACACACGUCACUCUGAGUCAUGUCAUGUGAUGUGGAACCCUGUAAAAGAACAAUUCAUCUUGUUUGUGAUACCACAAAUUGACAGGGUAGUCAGGAGCGAUAGGAUGGACACCAUUUAAAAAAAAGUGCAUAAGAAAGUCUAUCAGCUGUUACAUUAAAAAUUUUAUUUUGUGGCUUAUUUUUUGAGUGACGUAUGCAACAUUAUAAACUUUCUUAAAGUGAUAAUGUAGUUCAUAUCAGUUGUUCAAAUCAUUUUUAGCUUAAACAGCUAGAAUGAAAUAACAGAACUCUUAGACAGUUCGUUCUUAUGUUGUAAUGGAGUCUAUCAUCAUACAUUAGCUUUUAUACAGUUAAACUUGAUCUGCACAUGCUCACAUAUCUGUGCUGAUGUAUUUGCACGAAUAUUUACCGUGUUUGCUGUGCUGUUUAUGGUGUUGAAGACAGCAAAGCCUAUUUGCACAUUGUACACUCAUAAAAAUAGUUUUUUUUUUUGACUUGCUAUAUAGUUGCAAAGCAUGUAAGUUGUAAGUAAAGAGCGUUUUCACAUAACUGGCAGAAAAUCAUGUUAUCAGAUUACUAUUGAUAUGUGAGGCUCAUGCCAGUGAUUGUUGUUAAUAUAUGUAAGUUGCAAGUUACCAAACAAGUAAUCAAAGUAAGUUAUAUUUUUAAAUGUGCACUAAUGUGUUAAUACAGAUGAAUCAACAUAAUUGAGCUUUAACUAUGAAGACAUUCGCGUCUGUGGGUUGAGGUGUAUAGGAAAAGUUAAUAGACUUAGUUCUAAACUGUUUGAAUAUAAAAUGUAAAAUAUAAGUUUUAUAAAAAGAAUAUAAAAUAAGUUUUAAAAAUAUGAGUAAAAAAUAAAAAAAUCCAGUGUCCCAGUGAUUAUCACUGGAAUUGGUUUGCUUUGUUGAAGGUGAUAUUUUAUAUAUGUUGAGCUUUGGUGUAAAUCUUAUGUGUUCCAAAUGAUGUAGUUCUGUGCAGGUAUCCCAGAAGGUUUUUCUCGUGCAGAAUGAUUCUGAAGUGGUAUACAGCAUUCCAUUAACUUUGUGACUUAAUUUUAUACCUGUUUAUAGUUGUGAUAAUUACAACAUUUACUGAGAAUUA